Molecule: messenger RNA, 2108 nt
Organism: Gadus morhua (Atlantic cod)
Lineage: Eukaryota; Metazoa; Chordata; Actinopteri; Gadiformes; Gadidae
Gene: spata6
Product: spermatogenesis associated 6
Exons: 13
Coding region: 32-1723 (563 amino acids)
Biological process (GO): spermatogenesis
Cellular component (GO): sperm head-tail coupling apparatus
Molecular function (GO): myosin light chain binding
Source: RefSeq, a predicted model, not a curated record
UGUUUGGAAGCCAUGACAACAAACUUUGAAAAUGAAGGAACCUACUCCAGUGAAGUUGUCCUCCUGCAAAUCGUACCAGAAAAUUCUAAAAUGCACCGUUUACUUGGACAUACAUUCUAUCACCUGCCCUGGGGCGUUGUUGACCCGAUCAGAAGAUAUCUACCUCAGCGUGUGUGUCAUGGGUCAAUACAGGAAGACCCACUGCAUGCCUGCUAUCUUCCCUCUGCUCUUCAACCACAAGAUGGUCUUUGUCAGGACUUUCCCCGGUGUGGUUGACCCGGCUGAUGUUUCGGAACAACUGGAAUCUGACACCUCGACUUUGGAGCUGAUUCAGACGGUCCCUCCAGAGGGUGAGAUCCUGGCCACGGUGGAGGAGGGCACCCGAGACUUUGUCUUCCCGGGGCCCCGGCUGACUGCCAGCGAGGAGGCCCCUGAGAGACAGAUCUUGAUGAGGAAGAGCUCUUCGUUCCCUGGAAUCGCCCCCAUGGUGGAGUUUGCGACCACCGCUGUCAUCGAGGAGAUGGAUGCAGCGGAAAGCCAGCCCGCCACACCUUUGUGUGGCCUCCACCCAGAGAGGUCUUCUCCUGCCCGCCCCAGACGUAGCCCGAGGAAAAAAACAACAAUGUCCCCGUCACUGCGCUCCAUAUCCCAACCUAGCUCUCCCGCCACUCUGCGGCGCACCCAAGGGGACCCUGGGAAACGGAGUCCUUCAAACAGAGCGAAAGAGAAGGAUAAAACGGGCGACUCCGUCGUGUCCACGGAGUCGCCCGGGACCUCCCCUCUUCCAGCGCCAACCAAACCCGUUUCCCCCCGUCGCCGUCGCCAAGGUUCCCAGAGGACCAGGCCGGGCCGAGGUCAGCUCAGGGGGCCGCCUCCGCGCGCCGAGGCGUCCCCCCGGUACCAGCAGCCCACGGUGGCCUCUGUGUCACGCGCCCUGUCGCCCUACACCCACCGCCGGAUGUGCGAGCUCUCGGAGGACGCCCAGGCGCGGCUGGCCCACCUCCAGCUGGGCCCCCACCACUUCAGGAAACAGACCCUGAGCCAGCCCCCCUUCCAGGUUCCGUUUCACAGCGAUGUUUCCUUCUCGGAGUCACCCUCCUACCAGCCUGUCUCUCCUACUAGAGAUAGCGUCCUGCAUCGCUUUGGCUCUGCCCGCUACACAGCAGAUCACCCUGUUAUUGCCCUAGAUUCGUCUUUGCUGGGAAGCUACCGGCCCGAGUUAGCUGAGUCGCAGUCAGGUUCAACGGCGACCGGGUUGUCCCCUGAGGCUCAAAGGAGUUGUCGCGGAGAGAAGGGUCAGACAGGGACCCCUGUGGAGAAGGCGUGGUCCAUCCCGGGGCCCUCUUCCUCCAGGAGCCCGCCGCCUCUGGGACACUCGUCUAUCCAAGAACGGUUGCACUGCAGUCCCUCCGGCCCAUCGCAGUGGGAGCAGAUCCACAGCCGGGUCCAGAGGAUUCUACAGACCCACGGAGCAAGUCCCAAACGCCUUACGGAGGAGGAGAAGGAGGAGAGGCAAGAGAGGAGCGGGGAUUUCUGUGGUGGAGCUGACUGUGGCCCCCCGGCCCCACGGGACAGCGAUAGUCCAGGAGGAUGGGCUGGGGGGAUCUACGGCAGCAAACAGGGGUCCCGAGACGGCUUCCCCCGGCCUCACAGACUGGCCUUCGAGGAAAGCCUCGGCAAGAUCUACCAGAGUAUGUACCAGAAGGCCACCCACGAUGACUGACAGACCCCGACCACCGCCGGCUCAUGGAACAUCCCCGUUUCCACAGAAGACUGACGAAGGGAUGGCGAUGGAGCAAUAAACGUUUCCACUACGCCUGCAUCAAGUCACCUUCGGUCCAGUAGGUUUGUGGUGGAAAGCGCAGCUUUCAUCCCAUCUUAUUAGUUGCAAACUAAUUGUAAAGAAAUACGACACUUUAACAGCAUUUAUCUCAUGUAACACCUUUAAGUAUUAGGGGCUCAACAUUGUUUUUUGUAUAGAUUGUGCAAUUGUGUUCGAGCUGAUGUUAAAACAUUUUUACAGGACCAUGUCUUUGAAAACUUCUGAAUUACAUGUAUAAUAGGCCAAAUCAUAGCAGACAAUAAAAAAUGCACACCUAAAAACUUUA